Molecule: messenger RNA, 2145 nt
Organism: Recurvomyces mirabilis
Lineage: Eukaryota; Fungi; Ascomycota; Dothideomycetes; Mycosphaerellales; Teratosphaeriaceae
Exons: 2
Coding region: 1-2145 (714 amino acids)
Biological process (GO): DNA-templated transcription
Molecular function (GO): DNA binding; zinc ion binding
Source: RefSeq, a predicted model, not a curated record
AUGGGUCGUCGUGCGCAAGAUGCGUCGAUCGAAGCAUUCCCUGUUACUACCCUUCAGAUGGCACCUCUGUUGUUGGAGAGGGGCAGGACCGGAUUCGAUGCCGAAUACUGGGACCCUGCCAUACUGUCGACUACAAAUUGGCUAGAUGCUCUGUGGGACAGCUCACUUGAUGCCGAAGCUGCAAUCGAGUCUUUUGUGGUGCCUCCUGGCAAUGCUGCCCUCAGCUACAUACAGGUUCCCAGCGCCUCCACUCCACAUGGCGGCCCUUCCAUAACGUCUGGCGAGACGGGCACUUCACCAGCCACGCAAGAAGAGCAGACACCGGGAGAGUACUAUGUGGAUGGCCAACCAGCACGUUUGCCACGCACGAAACGGCGACGAAUGACCUCCUCUGUAGAGGACUCCCUACCUGGUGAGCUCCUGUCGUUGCAAUGGCAGCCACAGGACAGCUGGGCCCAGACUGACGGCAUUGAGCUUUCCGACCAGGAUUAUGCGAGUGUCACGGCUACGUUCGAGCAGCUCUGUACUGCAGGCAUAGCUGGCAAGCCAGCUUUCCGAGGAGAAGUACCCUCAAAAAGAUUGCUAACGUACCUGCUUGUGGCGUACUGGGAUGGGUUUGACACAAUAUUGCCCGUAGUGCACCGCACUUCAACGCUCCGUCAAAUGGACGUAUACACAACAUUAGCGUUAUGUGCGGUGGGUGCUGCGCAUGCUGAUGCUCCUUUGCACGUAGUAUUGUCAAUGCACGAAUUUUUGAGCAGAGCCAUGGAGCAAUUGGCUAUCUACAACAUCUCAACGCCGAUGCAAGCGAGCACAGUACAUGCUCGUCUAAUCCUCUAUAUGUUGGAUGCUUAUCUGCCAGGCGAUGCAGGUGGUAGUGCUGCCAGAUUGCGACCAAGCAUACGUAGCAUAUACCAAGAUGCGGAACAGGGCUACCAAAGCUGCGUCAGAUCCUGUGCUACCCAUAUGCUCUCGUGGGAGCUAUGGCUACAAAAAGAGCAGUGGCUCCGGCUUGCUCACGCUGCAUGGCUCUUGGAUUCUAUGCAUACCUCGCACAUCCAAAAGGAUCCAGUGUUCUCGUUACAAAGCAAUGGCCUGCCGCUGCCCUGCCACGAAUCAUUCUGGCAGGCAGCUAGUGCAGAUCGCUGGAAAGCAACAUAUAAACAGCCUGCAAGCUCGCCGUCGCUCCUACAAGCCCUUCAAGGCCUAUACGUGGAAAAGCGUUUACCACAAGAGACAGGGGAGUUCGCUCGAGUUUUGGUGAUUCACGGCUUGCAUCACCGUUUGUGGGAGGUAGAACGCUAUCUUUCCAACCCAUUGUCCAGCUGGGAGCCCACAGCGACUCGGCAGGCAAGUGCCAAUAUCCUGCCAAAGGAGCCAAUCUGGCUGCCUGCUGUGCCCAUGUAUGCAAAGUGGCAGAAUUCGACGUGCGAUGCAUUGGAUGUCCUCCACUGGCAGGCCAAUGCCACAAUAAUGCAGGCCAGUGGGCUGGAGCAUCCGACUGUUCUGCACUUACACUUUGCUCGCGUGGUGCUCCUGGCACCAUGUGAACACAUUGUGAGAUUUGCACGAACGCUGGCUCAUCUAAACGAACCAGCUUUAGGCACCAGUGCGGAUGGUGAUCAACGGCUCGUCAGGCGGUGGGCUGUACAGCAUCAGUACAAGGCUCGCUUGGCUGCCGUACAUGCUGGAGUUGUUCUUUGGCACGUUCGUCGGUAUUCUGCUGAUGCUUUCUACGAAGCACCUUGCGUGGCACUAGCGACCUUGACCCUUUGGGCAUUUGGCACUUUCGCCGAUCGUCGCGCACCUCAAAGGGCUUCCCGGAGACAGAGCUUAACUCCCACGACUCGGCUCAACACCCAUGCCCUAGGUGCACUCGGGGAGAGCAGCAAAGAGGUCGAAGCACCUUGCGACAUUAUCCUGCUCGAUCGUCCAACUGACGACGAGUUGGUGCAGCAGUUCAUACGAGACGGGCACGCAAUGCAACCACACAUAGGUGGUGUGGGUGACUUGUAUGCAUCUACUGGACCACGCCGGGUACUGGUUCAAGGCAGCAAGCUCCUUGGGUCUCUGAAGCGCUGGGGAGUCGCCGCAGAGUGGCGUGAACUUCUGGAUUGCCUUGCUGGAACACUACAAAUGCAGUAG